UGCGAAGUAGAACAACUUCUUAGAGUUCGAUAUAGAGAGAGAGAGAGAGAAAGACGAGGGAGGCGGCUGUUCUCUUUCUCCUUCUUCAAAGUUCUCCUGAAGAAGCAGAUUCCGAUAAUUUUGACCUUGAAGGCCUAUUCUUGUAGUAGAUCUGACACCCACCUGGUGUGAGUAUCUACUGUUAUGGCUAAUCAAACAGGAAAGAUGCUUUUUAUAUGCUAUUCAGAUGAGAUUAAAGAUGGGAUGUCCAUAUAUGUUUCAUCAAACUGUUCUCCCAUAAAGGCAUUGAAGUAUGAACCGGCUGGUCAUUCUUUUAAUGAUGCUGCUCUUAAGCUUGUUGGGUUUUGCAAGGAAGAAGAAGUUGUGAGUGAUGAAAAGGUUAAGGAGCAAAUACAUGUUUCAUCGACGGAUUAUAGCAGUAGCAGUAAGGGUAAGAAGAAGUCAAAGGAGAAUCAACAAGAUCAUUAUGCUUUACUUGGUUUGGGUCAUUUAAGGUACUUGGCUACUGAGGAUCAGAUAAAAAAGAGCUAUAGAGAGACUGCUUUGAGGUUUCAUCCUGAUAAGCAAGCUGCUCUUAUUCUUGCGGAGGAAACUGAAGCGGCAAGACAAGCAUUGAAAGACGAAACGGAAAACCGCUUUAAAGCCAUUCAAGAAGCAUACGAGCUGUUAACUGACCCUGUGAAAAGGCGGAUCUAUGACUCGACUGACGAGUUUGAUGACGAAAUACCCACAGAUUGUUCUCCCCGCGACUUCUUUAAGGUGUUUGGACCUGCUUUCACUAGAAAUGGGAGAUGGUCCGUGACUCAACCGCCCCUCUUGUUAGGCGACGACAGUACUCCGAUUAAAGAUGUGGACAAAUUCUAUGAUUUCUGGUACAGCUUCAAGAGUUGGAGAGAAUUCCCUCAAGAGGAAGAGCAUGAUCUAGAUCAUGCUGAAACUCGUGACGAAAGAAGGUGGAUGGAAAGGCAGAAUGCGAAAAUGUCUGAGAAGGCUAGGAAGGAUGAUUAUGCCAGAAUUCGUUCCCUCGUGGACAAUGCCUAUAAAAAAGACCCUAGAAUCCAGAGAAGGAAGGAACAGCUCAAAGCCGAGAAGCUGAUGAAAAAGGAGGCUAAACUUAACGCCAAGAAGCAACAGGAAGAAGAAGCAGCCAGGCUUGUUGAAGAACAGAAACGCAUAAAGGAGGAGGAAGAUAAGAAAGCAGCUGAAGCUGCUUCAAACCAGAAGAAAGCUAGGGAAAAGGAGAAGAAACUGUUGCGAAAGGAGCGUACUCGUCUGAGAACCCUUUCUGCUCCUGUUUUAUCCCUCCAGCCAUUCAACCUAACCGAAGCCGGUAUAGAAACCCUUUGCGCUUCACUCGACAUGGAACAGCUCAAGAGUUUAUGCGAUAGAGUCGAAGGAAAAGAAGGUACAGAGAGAGCACAACUCAUUAAAGAGUCCCUUAACAGCGACAUCACUGCAGACAAUCUGAAACCACCAAAUGGGUCUUCAACCGUUAUUCCAACUCCUACAAGGAUGAACGGAAAUGUUAGCUCUGAGAAAAAGAAGCCAUGGGGUAAAGAAGAAAUUGAGCUACUUCGAAAAGGGAUUCAGAAAUAUCCAAAAGGAACCUCAAGGAGGUGGGAGGUUAUCUCAGAAUACAUAGGCACUAACAGAUCUGUUGAAGAGAUUCUCAAGGCAACUAAAACUGUUCUUCUUCAAAAACCCGACGAUUCAAAAUCGUUCGACUCGUUUCUUGAGAAGAGAAAGCCAACACCAUCUAUUGCUUCCCCUCUUUCUGCUAGGGAUGAAACCGAGGCUCCUCCAGUGAUUGCUGCUGCUAGUAAGGAAUCAUCAGCCAGCGAAAGCGCUAAUAAUAAUAGCCAAGAAGCUGCUGCUGCUGCUGAUGAAGUAGUGACUGGUGAUCAAGAUGUAUGGUCGGCUGUUCAAGCACAAGCUCUUAUACAAGCUCUGAAGACAUUCCCGAAAGAUGCUAAUCAACGAUGGGAACGUGUUGCUGCUGCGGUUCCUGGGAAGAAUGUGAACCAGUGUAAGAAGAAGCUUACUUCUAUGAAGGAGAAUUUCAGAAGCAAGAAGGUGUAAGGUAUUUUCAAGAUUGAUGAUUGAUUUGAUCAAACACUAGACAUGUCCAAUUUUGUUAUUUAAUUUGCAAUUUUAUAUACUAGCUGAUGAGUGAUAUUAUUAUUAUUAUUAACUUGUGGAAGAUAUUUGUCCCAAUUUUGAUCUUUGUCAUUGAUUAGAUUCUCUUUAUUGUUUAUUACAA
This is a messenger RNA of Impatiens glandulifera, 2260 nucleotides long. RefSeq names its product dnaJ homolog subfamily C member 2. The record is from RefSeq and is a predicted model, not a curated record. Gene Ontology annotation, cellular component: cytosol. Gene Ontology annotation, biological process: regulation of translational fidelity; 'de novo' cotranslational protein folding. The transcript is spliced from 2 exons. Gene Ontology annotation, molecular function: Hsp70 protein binding; ribosome binding. The coding region runs from base 184 to 2079 and encodes 631 amino acids. NCBI's taxonomy places the organism in Eukaryota, Viridiplantae, Streptophyta, Magnoliopsida, Ericales, Balsaminaceae.